AUGCGACGCAGUGAGAAGUACACGUUCGCCAAGGUCUGGAAGGUUCUCAAGGCACCGCCCCACGCAUGGAAGAGCAAGCGACCGACGCGUGGUGACUUAAGCAACGACUGGAUCUACUACUCCUGCAAUGUCACCCUUCGUGGCGAAAGCAACGUUGUUGAGUGGGCGAAAACGAAUCGAGUCCUGGACAAGACGUCUCCGUUUUGGAUCGACGCGGAAGAAGAGAAGCGACCACCAGGAACUAGGGACGCAUCAACGGAAAGCGUUCAGUCCGACCCGGAAGAAGAGAAGCGAUAUGUAUGCGUCGCUACCGGAUGUGACUUGGACACGUCGCUAGCGACAGAUCCGUGUUCUGUGUGUGGCAAGCCCGUGCACCACAUUUGUUCCAACGAUAUCGCGCCAGAUCCUGAGGAGGCUUCCUUGCGAUAUUGCAGCGUGGCAUGCUACGGUGGUGUCGGUGGCCCGAAACCUGUGAACAUUCCCUCGCAGCCUGCUGAAGUGGUCGACUUGACGGGCGAUUCUCCCUUGCCGAAAACCUCUAUGCGGUCGGAUGCGACGAUUUGGUGGGAAAAUCCACAACUCUACGUGAAACAGGAAGUGCUUCAAACUCCGAAGCGCACACUCAGUGAUCUCUGCUUGCCCCCAACUCCACCAGAUGACUAUCUCGAACAACUCGCCGCACAAAAUACACCCCACGCGCAAGAUACGUCUCCGACGCAAAGUACGCUGCAAGCGAAGACUGUGCCCCAAGAGACGACAGCACCCCAAGCGACGACUGCGCCCCAAGGUCCCAUCCCGAAUGACGGGAACAUGUUCUCGACGAACAAUGCGUCUCAGACGGAUUCUGUGUCUGGAAAUCAAGCUGAAUCUGGGAAGCCAAGCAAAACGCGUACUUACAAGGAGGGUUCCAAAAUGUGGGAAAAGCAACAAGGCAAGAAGCAGCGUGAAGCCGAGAAGGAAGAAGCAAAGAAGAAGCGGCUGGCGGGUAGGGCCGAGAAGGAAGAAGCAAAGAAGAAGCGGCUGGAGGAAAAGGUGGUUCGAGACGCUGCAAAGGAAGCCACGCAGGACGCAAAGAAACGCCGCGCCGCAAUACGCAACUCCAUGCCUCCUACGUCUCUCACGAACACUACCCCUGACUUGCAAGUCAGCAUUCGUCCCGAAACCGCCCGCGUGCAAUUGGAACCUCGGGGCUUUCCUCCCAAGUCCAUGCUGCGACCAAGCCAUGCUGGAAAAGCGCGUGUGUCUCAUGGCACCUCAUUCCUUCAACGUUUGGAGCAGGACUCCGACGCAUCGAGUUCGGAGUCCAAGGUUCGACCCCCCGCAAAGAGGGCCAAGACGACUGCCAACCACGAUGUCGAAGCAAGCGACAAGGAUGGAGACAGCGAUCUUCGAAGAAGCGACGACGAGCACGACAGCCGACCAGAGGAGAUCGACGACGGCCUAGACUCAGGAGACGAAGGCCACUACGACGAGGAAGGUAACGACGUCCCCUUCGACGACGUGUACGAGGACGAGUCGACCAUGCCCAGACUUGGCAAUGACAUGGAAGAGUACGACGUUGAUGGCACAGACGUAGAAGACUUGUCGCGAACGUCCGACCACUUCAAGGGUUGUUGGGAGGAGCGUCUGUCUGGGGCUGCGCGAAUUGAUACCUUGCACCGUUUGUCCGAAACUGGCUGGGAGUGUGUCACCGACGACUCGUACGUCGGAGUCGCACAAGACGCAUUUGACAACGACACGGAGGUGUGGGGUCCUACGCCUGCAGUUGUGCCCUACGCGCACAGCCCCAUUGGGUUAUUCUUUUUCUUCUUCCCCAAGUGGUUCUGGCGCCAUGUGGCUCGUGAAACGACGAACUACGAGAUGCAAACCCGUCAAUCACGACUGUUCCGUCACGAAAGAAGUUACUCCGCCCAGCAACACGAGACUUACCGGCGCAAGGCCAACAGGUUCCAAGACGUACGUCCGCUGGAGGUAGUGCAACUUAUUGCAAUGCUCGUAUUUCGAUGCAUCAUGCCUAUCAAGUCUGGGGUCAAAGACCACUGGCGUCGAGAGGAGUACUGCAAAGGCCUCGAACCUCCUGGCACAUUCGGAAACAUCAUGGGACGAAACAGGUUUGUCGACAUUUGUCGUAGGUUUCUGCACUUCACAAAUAACCUCGAUCCGCGCGCAAAGACCGACCGCGCUUGGAAGGUCCGUUCCAUUUCGGAUGUCCUUCAGAAAACGUCGGCGUCUGCGUUUUCGUUGGGCCGCUACGUCAGUUUUGACGAAGCCGUCAUUCCCGGUCGUGCUUCUAUGCACUCGUACCUCAUGUACUUCAAAGACAAGCCCCAUAAGUUUGGGACGAAGCUAUUCAUGGUGUGCUGUGGUACAACCGCAUUUUGCGCACGGUUUGAAAUCUUCUGUGGGAAGAAAAUGCGCGGGCCAGAUUCCAUCCCACCGUCCGAGAACAACGACACCGGCGCAGCGGCUGUGUACCGGAACCUGAAGGCACUUUUCGACGGCCGCUAUCACACCACAGCCGACCCCAACAAGAAGAGGUACAUCAUCUGCGACAGGGAGUACACUUCGUACACCCUUGUGCGGACGUUGUUGGAGAACAACUUCUACUGCAUCGGCACAUGUUGUCCAACGCGCCUGGGUUUCCCCUUGGGAAUCGUUUGGCCACCGAAGGCUCGCGUCGACCGUGGAGCGUACAGCGUGGCCUCAACCCGGGACGACACUCCCAUCGCAGCAUUGGCGUGGCGUGACAAUGGGAAUGUCUACUUCCUUGCCUCAGGAGCGUCAACGAAGCCAACAACUGUCCUUCGUCGGUCCAAGCGUGGGCCGGAAUCCAUGCAAGUCCCGUGCCCAACGUUUGUGCAGACGUACAACGAGACAAUGAACGGUGCGGACGUUCACGACCAAAUUCGUUUACAGCGUUACCCACUACAAGGCACUUUGCGCUUCAAGAAAUACUACAAGGGCGUCGCCCUCGGACUCAUUGACGUAGGUCUUGUGAACAUGUACAUCAUCCACAGGGAAGUCACCAAGGCCCAAGGAAAGACUCCGAUGACACACUCAGCCUUCCGCCGACUCCUCUCCCAACAAUUGUGUGCCAUGGGACACAUGGACUUCGACGACGACGACAAUCCGGCCGAUGGAGACGAACUGAGCAACGAAGACGUACUGGACGACUCAGACCCACGAAUUCCGGCAUCAGCAUUCACAGUGGCGCCAGUGUAUGUUCCCAAGUCCGAGCACAUCAUGGUGCACACCGAGGAAAUUCGAAGCGGGAACAAGAUGAACGCCCGAAGCUGCUUUGUGUGCGCGUGGCUGAAGUCCAUGGGCAAGUUGGAUCGAACGCGGCAGACCACGACGUACUGCAAGCAAUGCUCAGAGAAGAACACGCAUGGUCGUCCAGUUUUUCUCUGCAUGAAGCCGCGGGCUCUAUUGGGUGGUCUCACAUGCUGUGCAUACUUUCACGAUAUCUGGAAGUGUAGACGCCCAAAGAAGGACGAAUAUCACGAGUGA
Molecule: messenger RNA, 3510 nt
Organism: Aphanomyces astaci
Lineage: Eukaryota; Oomycota; Saprolegniomycetes; Saprolegniales; Verrucalvaceae
Exons: 6
Coding region: 1-3510 (1169 amino acids)
Source: RefSeq, a predicted model, not a curated record